Molecule: messenger RNA, 1449 nt
Organism: Dryobates pubescens (Downy woodpecker)
Lineage: Eukaryota; Metazoa; Chordata; Aves; Piciformes; Picidae
Gene: IGFBP5
Product: insulin like growth factor binding protein 5
Exons: 4
Coding region: 347-1156 (269 amino acids)
Biological process (GO): regulation of insulin-like growth factor receptor signaling pathway
Cellular component (GO): extracellular region
Molecular function (GO): insulin-like growth factor II binding; fibronectin binding; insulin-like growth factor I binding
Source: RefSeq, a predicted model, not a curated record
UUUUUUUUCGCUCCUGCCGAUCGCGGUGCGGAUUCCCCGUUUCGAGGAGAAAAACAGCUGAAAGAAGGAGAAAAAGGGAAAAAAAACUAAACCAACCCGAAAGACAAAAAGCAAACCUAGACGCGUCCCCCUCUCCUAAGGCCAAAAGCAAAGCAGGAGGGUCUCGCACCCCAAGAAUAAACCCCGGAGUGGGGCGCCUGCAAGUUGGGGCUGCGCUUUCCGCCUCUUUUCCUUUUUGAUUUUUUAAAUUUUAAUUCUUUUUCGGCCCCCGAAGGGGCAAGCGGGAAGCAAGUGCCCCCCGCUCCCGGCAGGCCCCCGCGCCUCGUCCCGCAGCAUCCCCGCUGCGAUGCUGCUGCGGCUGCUGGUGCUGCUGGGCGCCUGCCCGGGGCUGUCGCGGUGCCUCGGCUCCUUCGUGCAGUGCGAGCCCUGCGACGGCAAAGCGCUGUCGCUCUGCCCGCCGCCGCCGCUGGGCUGCGAGCUGGUGAAGGAGCCGGGCUGUGGCUGCUGCCUGACCUGCGCCCUGCCCGCCGGGCAGCCCUGCGGCGUCUAUACCGAGCGCUGCGCCCGCGGGCUGCGCUGCCUCCCGCGCCAGGGCGAGGAAAAGCCGCUGCACGCCCUGCUCCACGGCACCGCCGUCUGCCUCAGCGAGAAGAGCUACCGCGAGCAAGCGAAGGCCGAACGGGAGUCCCGAGAACAUGAGGAGCCAACCACAUCAGAGAUGACAGAGGAGACCUAUCCACCUAAGGCCUACCGGCCCAAGCACGGGCGCCUCUCCGAGCUGAAGGCUGAGGCCCUGAAGAAGGACCGCCGGAAGAAGCUGACCCUGGCCAAAUUCGUGGGCAUAGCGGAGAACACAGCGCACCCCCGCGUCGUCAUCCCUGAGCUCCGGCAAGAGUUUGAGCUGGGCCCCUGCCGCAGGCACAUGGAGGCAUCCCUGCAGGAGCUCAAGAGCAGCCAGCGGAUGGUCCCCCGUGCUGUCCACCUCCCCAACUGUGACCGAAAGGGCUUCUACAAGAGGAAGCAGUGCAAGCCCUCCCGAGGCCGGAAGCGUGGGUUGUGUUGGUGUGUGGACAAAUAUGGCAUGAAGCUGCCAGGGACUGACUACCUGAGUGGAGACCUGCAGUGCCACGCAUUUGACAGCAGCAAUGUGGAGUGAAGUUGCAUCCCCUCCCUCUGCCCCAUCACUACCUACCCAGGCUCCCUUCCACCCUCCCCUCCACACCUCCCUGUGCCCCGGGACUCCGAUUCCUUUCAUCUCAUGUAAGAAGAAAAAAAGAAAGGAAAAGAAAAAAGAGAAAGGAAGGAAACGGGAAAAAACAGAAAUGGAAAAGAAAGAAGAUAAAUAAAGAAAGGAAAAGCAAAAAGUAACAGAAGGAAAAAGAAAGCAAAAAAUUAAAAGGGAAAAGAAAGAAGAAAAAAGAAAAGAAGGAAAGGAAAAUUUAAAAAAAU